AUGGCGGACGACAUAUCGUACACGUCCCAUCGUCUCAAGCAUGCCUCGCCCGAGCACCUUCACCUGACUAUGCGACGCUUCUUCAUCGGCCCUAUACCCGAGGGCUGGCUCAAGGACAACAGGAAAUCAUGGUACAAACGACGCCUCGAGCUGAGCAACUACACCUCUCGCACCGCCUCGUUCUCGGCUGCGCAAGAUCAGGGUCAACCGCAUCGACGGUCGAUGUCAAUAGCUGAUCCCGGCGGACCUUCAACAGCUGCGAGAGUCAACUUCAGCUUUCCGCAGCCUGAAGAUGUCGAUGAUCCGGAGCCUGCUGAGCAGGGUGCGUCUGAUGAAGAGACUGAGGUCGAGGCAUCGGACGAGGACACUGAUGGUGAACGCGAGUUGAGGCAAGUAGAGCUGGUGUCUACACAUGAUGCACAGCAGGCGCUAAGUCCCGUCUCUUCGGGGAUAGUAUCGCCCAAAGCCAUGCCAAUAUCGAGGGACAAGAGGCUUCAGAAUACUAAGAGUGCUUCGGAACAUCCCAUAGGAUCCGCAGACAAGUCAGUGGCUUCAAAACAGGAGAGCUUUCACACAGCUCAGCAGAGAAUCGGAUCGUCAUCGACAGCCGAGGGGCCUGUGGUCGAUCGUCAAGAGUCUGGUCCAUCUGUCGUGGUAGAUGAACCUAGUCGAGACGAUAGUGACGGUACACGGUUCUCUUCGUCGAUCAGAGAAUCAGCAUACACAGACGGUGCAUCUCCAGAGACGGACAAUGGCUCAAAAACAGAACUCCUGCGGCGAGACAAAGACGCUGCUGCUCAGCGCACCGGCAGCCCAGCUCGACCAAUCAGUCCCAAGUCCGCGAUGCGACCAAUGCAAGACCAUGAUCCGUCACCGUUUAUAGGAAAUGGAGACCAGCCCAGAAUGCAACUCCAGCGUAGUAGUACUGGCGUUCGCUUCAAGGUGUCGGAAGGCAUCACCAACCGGCAGGCUCGAGUCCAUCGACGUGUUGACAGCACGCGCAAACGCGUCACUGGCCACAGACGCAAUACACUGAGAGAAGGCACCAUCGUCAAAAUGGAGCGUAUGCUCGUCCGUAUAGACAUUACUACCCAGCAGCCGCCUGACACUCUGGACGAGAACGAAAGCUUGAAAGUCGAGACACGCAUGCUUGAGAAGUGGCGAGAGUUCAUGGUGGUCGUGCGGAAGAGUGGAGUGUCUGAUGCCGAUGAUUUCCGACUUCAGAUAUAUCAAACACGAGUCAUACCUGAAAUCGAGAAUGAGUCUACACGCAAGAAGCCGUCAAGAGAAGUGAGGCUGGAUCCGAAGACUACCCGUGUGAACCUAUACUCGUCGCUUGACAAAUCGGUCGUGGUGUGGCAUCCCUACAGGAAGGGUACAAGAAUCGUCAUUAUGAAGGCUUCUUCUACUGCUCACUCGGUUGAGUGGUACACAUUCCUCCGGGAUGCAAUGGGCUGGAAGCGCCCAGCAACAUUACAAGUCAAUGUGCCUGAUCUCGACGUGCAGCUACAUCUCGACAAGCCGUUUGAGGAACUCACAAAAGCCAUACAAGGCGCAGAAGAUGAGAACACUGCACUCGUGAACACCCUCAAGGCCGAGCAGGCUGUUGCUGGCAAGAUCGUUGAAAAGUGUCUCGCAAUGCUCGGUCAUGACCCUGAGUGGUCCGACAUUCUGGACCGCUGGAAAAAGACCGCGCAAAUCGGGUUGGCGUGGAAGCGAUAUGAUCGACUUGAGUGGGUACACGGCGUGUCGGAACAGAAGAUGUAUGGCUCGAUGGCGAUGCAAAAGACACACGAGCUCGAGCUGAGGCCAAAAGAGCACUAUGCAACGUCAGCCCGAGGAAAAAAAGGCGUGGUACAUGAAGAGCCUGCGCCGGUGGAAGGCUUCCUGAUCAGACUGACCUCGCAGAAGGGAGUGCAUCAGCGCAUGGGCAAAACAUUCCACAAGCGCCUGUACUAUUAUACGCAGAAUCAAUUUCUGUUCUUCAAUCAGCCGGCCAAAGCGACGCCACCACAUCCGCCGAGGUUGUCUACGAUAAGCGGCUCGAAUAUACCGACUGCGAGCGAAAUCAUCGAGAAGACGCCGGAGACAUUCGAUGUUCAGCCAUAUGAAGUUGAUGAGCAGGGCAAGAUCAAGUGGAUCUACAUCAAUCUUUGCCGCAUUCGCAAGGUUCGGAAGAUGAAAUGGGGCGCACAGCCUGGCGAUGAGAAUCGAAACAUAGGCGAGGAUUCUGACGUGGAUUUCCACAAUGACGUUGACUCGUCAGACGACGAAGAUGGCACAACAUCCGCAAUUGACGACAAGCGUACGCUCGAGCUGGUCCACGAUAAUGGCCUCACUAUUCGAUUGCAGGCCCACAGCAAGGAAGCCCGCAACGAAUGGAUCACACGCCUGAAGAGUCUAGUCAAGUACUGGAAACUGCGCGCGACCUCUGACAUGGAGCUUUACAAAGCCGUUCGACGCGCCAACCUGUCCAAUCUCAAUAUUGACGAAGAAAUGGAGGCCUUCGUGGGCCAGUUCGGCCGCAAAUGGGAAGUCUCUCGCAGUGAAGCCAGCCCGGAACUUUACCACAUGUGCGGCAUAGCCAGCUGCCGCACCGUCCUGCUUUCGGGCAUCCUCUUCCGUAAAGCCCGUCGGCGUGCCACCUUCCAACGCUGCUCGGUCUUGCUUUCGGCGGGCGGGAAGCUGCUGAUACACCAGGCAACAAUGCGCAAACGUACUGGUAAGGAGAUCCGGCAUCUGCAUCAGGAACGGCAGGAGGUUGUGGACCUGAGCGAGUGCUAUGUGUACAGUGGCUUCCUGGUCGAGGAAGAUCUGCUAUAUUCGAACCAAACCUUUGAUGCGAACAACGUAUCCUCGGGCGGCGCACGUACGCCGCGGGUGUACCUUGACACUGUAACAGGCGAGGCAUCGACGAGCCAGGAUGUUGAUGUGAUGACUUGUUUUGUGCUGUGGCGUAACACGAGACGUGGCUGGUUUCGUACUGCCGCAGGUCUUGGUGGUGCUGGUACCUCUCAAGAGCAAGGAGAGAAGAACGGGAAAAGAGCGCGGAUCAAGAGGGUGGCACAGCUGGGCGUACCGGGAAGGGGAAUGGUGUUCAAGUGCAGGAGUCGGGCGGAGAGAGACCAUUGGGUGCUGAGCAUUAACGCGGAGAUUGAGAGGGCUGUGGAGGGGAGGGUUAGGGGCUUGGAGGGGCUAAGUGCGGAGGCACGGGUUGAGUCGUAG
Messenger RNA from Cyphellophora attinorum, 3225 nucleotides. RefSeq lists its product as uncharacterized. The record is from RefSeq and is a predicted model, not a curated record. NCBI's taxonomy places the organism in Eukaryota, Fungi, Ascomycota, Eurotiomycetes, Chaetothyriales, Cyphellophoraceae. Gene Ontology annotation, cellular component: prospore membrane. Gene Ontology annotation, biological process: ascospore-type prospore membrane formation; protein localization to prospore membrane. The transcript has 2 exons. The coding region runs from base 1 to 3225 and encodes 1074 amino acids.